Molecule: messenger RNA, 1986 nt
Organism: Ceratosolen solmsi marchali
Lineage: Eukaryota; Metazoa; Arthropoda; Insecta; Hymenoptera; Agaonidae
Gene: ZnT49B
Product: solute carrier family 30 member 9
Exons: 11
Coding region: 78-1928 (616 amino acids)
Biological process (GO): zinc ion transport; intracellular zinc ion homeostasis; transmembrane transport
Cellular component (GO): endoplasmic reticulum; membrane
Molecular function (GO): monoatomic cation transmembrane transporter activity
Source: RefSeq, a predicted model, not a curated record
AAUUUAAAUACUGUUAUAUUUGGGAAAUGGAUAUUUCAUCGUGAGUUAUUUUAAUAAGAAAAAAUAGAUUUUUAAAAAUGCUUUAUCGCUCCUAUAAUUUCUUCAAUUUUAUUCGAUGUAAUAUACAUAGCUGUCAACAAGAACAGUUUUAUUUAUUGCGUAUAGCACUACCAAAAAGGCAUACAACUACUUUUAUAAAACAACAAUUUGUUUAUGUGAUAUCUAACGCUUCAAAGAUUCAUCAUAAUAAAUAUGGUUCAAGGCAACUAUACACAGCAAUCAAAAGAUUGGCUUCAAAUGAUUUGAAAAGCAAGAAUGGAAAAUUAGAAAAGGUUGAUCAAAAUAAAAAAGACAAAACAUUAAAUGAUGAAACUGGACAAACAAUAGUUGAAUUAAAUGAAGAAAAAUUAGGAAAAUUAAAAGAACGUUUAUUAAAUAUUGAAUCAACUGAUCCUAUUGUUAAUAAUAUAAAAAAUUCUUGUAUUAAGUUAUCUCGGAAAGGAAAGACUAAGACAGAUGAAAAAAAUGUAUCAGUCGAAGAAUUAACAGUAAAAAAAUUUCCACCACGGAAAAAAAUAAGAGUAGAUCUAUCAGCAUCAUCUUUAGAAAGAAAUUUUAUAACACCUGCUAGAGCAACAUCUGAUUUUUUGUUGAAACAGUCAGAUUUGGAAUCAUUACCUAAAACAAAAAGAAGAUCACCUUAUGAAUUUGAACCACCUAUCACAGUUUAUUGGAGAAAAGAUGUUGAAGCAAAAGCACUGGAAAUUUGGGGAUCUCAGGAAAUAUUGUAUAAAGAGAUAUGUAAAAAAGACCUUGAAAGGAAGGCUUAUCAACAAACUGUAUUUACUGUUAAGAAAAGACUAAGAGACUACAGGCGAGAGCUUGUAAGUAAAUCAAGAGAACGCGAUGAAGGACUGUUUGGCUCAUCUGGUAAAGUUGUUUUAACAGCUAUUAUAAUAAACGCAAGUAAUUUUCUUUUUAAAUUUUGUGCUUGGUGUUACACUGGCUCCCACAGCAUGUUUUCUGAAUGCAUUCAUUCAGCUGCAGAUACAUUUAAUCAACUGAUAUUAGCAUAUGGAAUAUAUAAAUCUGUUCAAAAUCCAGAUUCAGAUCAUCCAUAUGGUUAUACGAAUAUGAAGUAUGUUUCGUCUCUAAUAUCAGGUGUUGGAAUUUUCUGUGUUGGUACUGGUUUAUCUAUCUAUCAUGGAAUUCAUGGGAUUUUAUACCCGAAUUCAGUGGAAUCAUUUUUUUGGGGAUAUUGCAUAUUAGGGGGUUCGUUAGUCUCUGAAGGAGCAACUUUAUUAGUGGCCAUUAAUUCAAUCAAGAAAGGUGCAAAAGAAAAACGAAAGAGUUUUCGAGAGUAUGUACUAAAUGGACAUGAUCCAUCAGUUAAUGUUGUUUUGAUGGAAGACUUUGCUUCGGUUAUAGGAGUUAGUAUAGCUAGUUGCUGUAUGGGUUUGACAUCAUACACAAGCAAUCCAAAAUAUGAUGCAGUAGGUUCGCUGCUUGUUGGAGGACUUCUCGGUGCUGUAGCUUCAUUUAUUAUUUAUACAAAUGUUGCUGCUUUAGUUGGUCAAAGUAUACCACAAGAAAAUCUAAAUAAGAUUAAUGAUGAAUUAGAGUCUGAUAUUAUGAUAAGAGCAAUUCAUGACGUUAAAGGUAUAGAUAUGGGUAAUAGCCUUGUAAGAUAUAAAGCAGAACUUGAUUUUGAUGGUCGAGAAUUGACCAGAUCUUAUCUAGAUAAAUUGGAUCUUAAUGCAAUGCUUGAAGAAAUAAAAAAACUACAAGAUGUUGAUGAGCUUGAAUCAUUUUUACUUAAACAUGGAGAGAAUAUUGUUGAUUUACUUGGGGGUCAAAUCGAUAGAAUUGAAUUAAAACUGAAGAAAAAAUAUCCAGAAAUUCGACACUGCGAUUUAGAAAUUCUUUAAACAACUUAAAUUUUAAUAAAAUCAAUUGAAUGUAAAUAUUUAUUAUUAAUAUUAUUAU